CCAAGAUGGCGGUUAAAGGGGUGCAGGUGCCCGUCUCGGUGGGAUAUCACAUAACGGACUAUUUUAAUCUGAUUUUUGAUGUUUGGCAGCAAAACAGUGAAUCUGUGACUAUGGUGUGAUAAGACUGAUCACACACACCAGGUGAUCUCUAACAAAAUCCUGUGACAAGUGACCUGCAAUUAAAACUAUGGAGCAUCUGUCAUAUUACUUCUAUAACCAGGCAGGCUACCAGACUGCUCACAAGCGGUACAGGAAGCUACCGGAAGACCUUCCGGAGAGUCUGAAAUUUGCUCACCUCAAUCCCAAAGUUGCUGCCUACCUGGCCAACAAAGAGAAGCAGAAGCAUGAGGAAGACCUGUUUGGUGAUGGCAUGGGCAAGAAGAGUCUGAUGCCAGAGAUCAACCAGGCCUUCCAGCACAUCAAGAACCGUCUGGACAGCUCCUUACUCAACGAUGAGGACUCGCAACGCUACCUCUUUGAAGAGGCCAAGUCAUCAGCCAUAAACAUCCUUCAGCAGCUGGCACGAAUUAUCUAUUACUACGAGGACAUUGCCAGCUGCAUUCCCAGAAGUCUGGAGUACCAGCUUAUGACUGGUUACAGAGAGCUGACGGCAGACGUGAUCUUUGUUCCAAGAGAGUGGCAGACACUGGCCUCCAGAGAACAGUUCCUGCGGAGUCUGGCAGAACAAGGGAGUGAUGAGGACAGGAACUUUGUUGAUGAUGGUGAUGGCAAGACUUCAAGGUUAGAGGUUAAUGUGAAGCCUAAGAAGAAAUCCUCGAAGUUAGGUCUUCCAGAAAUCACUGAAAUGGAAGAAACAGGUCGGAAUACGGGACGCCGAAGUGAUAGCAAGACGUCUCCAGUUUCCCGCGCUCGCAGUCAAGGCCGAGGUAAAAAUGCUUUAGGAAUGGAUAGAAUUUCAGUCUGUGGCUCUGUGCGGUCUCCGGGGAUGAAGCGAGGUCAUGGAGAUGACUUGAUGUCUGCUCUCACUGAAACACCAUCAGAAGUCAGAUCCAUAAUGGGCGUGUCCGGUUACUACAUGUCAAUCAUUCAGUUCCAGUUGUCAUCGAAACAGUGUGAAGAAAAAGGAUGGAUAGUACAGAAAGGCCAUGAGAACGAGAUUGCCAGAGACACGUUACUGGAAUGGUGUGUCCACAGACUGCAGCAGAGCAUGAAGACCACAAAACAACAGCAGCUCCAUGACAAACAAAAUGGCUUAGACAAACCAGUUCAAGUUCGUUACUAUGGUGAUACGAGAAAAGAGACAUUGUUAAAAUACCGUAAAUCCCCUGUGAAACAGAUGCCAAACCCAGCACUAAAAGGACAGAAACCACGAAUACCCCGCAUGUAUAAUGAUGACAGAGACGAAGGGAAGGCAUUGUGUGUGACUUCCCACCUCGAUGGGACGUCUGUUGUAUAUUAUCCCUCCGGUCGAGUGGCUAUCAUUUCUAGUGCUGCGGGGUUUGGUCGUCCUGGUUACUACUUGCUGGCAUAUGAUGAUGAUCAGGAGAUGAGGAUGCUAGCAUGUUUUACUCCAAGUGGAAAGGGCUGCGUUUACCACAACAACGGGAUCAUCAGGUUCCUGGCCACACACAAAGGUGGACACGUAGCAGAUGAAGAGGGAAGCAUCACUCAGAGGUGGAAGUGGCCAUAUGGAAAUAUCAAAAUUACAAACCCGGUCUCAUUUCAGAUCAACAGCUCGCUGGUGUUUCGGUGCAUGACUCAGUCUCAGAUGGUUGUUUCGUUCAGCUGUAAGCGAGAAACCUGCAAGUUUGUUGUGGGACCCGUGGCUGGUGCUGUUGAACCCAAAUAUGGAGAUGAAAAUGAACAACUCCUGACAGCAUUUACGUUUUCUUCCCUAGCUGCCAAAGAACUUUUGAAUUUGUUUAGUCCUAAAACAAAGUCGAAGUCCAAAUCAAAGAAGAAGCUUGACCGGUACAAGGGUCAGUUGGCCGAGCUUCAGAAGAUGUACGAGUACCAGGAGAAAGCUCUGUAUGACACAGAUGCCGACAAGGAUCUCGCUCGACUACAGAGAAAAGCCAGAAAUCUGGUGGAUGAUUGGAUGGAACACUAUCGUAUAACAGUUGGCUUGAGUUCUCCAAGUCUGAACAUGAUGUCAGAUUCUCCAAGAAUGAGGGUUCGAUACUCACAGUCCGCUAAACUCUCGGAUGAUAAAUUCAACCGCCAGGCCUCUCUUGGUAUUUCCAGCGCCGAAGAGACCAAAACAAGAGCUCUGCGGGCACCUUCAGCUCCUGCAGAUCCAGGGAAACGUGCUAAGACACGUUCUGCUCGCCAGAGGGAGUCUCCAUCUCGACGCAGUAUGACAGCCUCUGUCAAGUUUGACCACUCGGCCGACACGGUCACUGCAGGGGGUGAGGCUGACCCUCACACGCCCACCACCCCUUCAGCCGGCGCCAUCAUGAACCGAUUAGUGGAAGCUGCUACAAAAUCUAAUUCCACGAGAAGUCACAGCAAGAGUCCUACUCGUCAGGCCACGUUUACGUCAUCGCCGCCCGAACGUGUUCUGUCAAACAUCGGUGCAUGCCCCAGUGCAAUCCGACAGAUGCUGCUGGGACAUGACAAACCUCAGUGUCACUGCAGUCGCCACGUGGUCACCUACAUCACUGACGUCGAAUUUGAUGAGUUUAUGCAGAAACACGCAUUAGAGGGACAACUUCAGAUUGUUGCCGUUGUUUCAUCUCUCUUUCCGAAGGUCCUCAGUGCUGAAGACAUGCUGGACGAGCUGUAUGUGAAGAUGAACCGAAACCGGACGAGACCGUGUCUGCAGUGUCGCACCGACAUGUACCGGAUACUGAAGUACGACAUCAACAGUGCUGCGGACAACACCAACCACACACAGCCGCUACUGCUUACCAGGCACAACGUCGUACCCGGCAUGUUCCUCAUCUACUGUGAUGGCAGACUGUUAUUCUGUGAUCACAUCUUCAACGGUUAUGGCAAUACAAAGAAGGAUUUCAAAAAACAGAUCAUGAACUCAAGAAAAGAUUUUCAACAAGGCUUUAGUCUUCCCAAAGACUUCAAAUUCAGUCCCAGUCGAGGCUGCCAUGGUCCUAGGUCAGCGUGGGGUGGUGAGAUAGGCGGAACUGGUAUAGAUCACCACGGUAACCCCGGUACCUCCCUACGAACGAGAGUUCCAUCAGACUGCAGCAGCAAUAAGGCGACAAUGGCACCGAUGAUAGACCAAGUCAAGGUAUUAGACAGCGUCAACAGCUUUCUCAACAUGAGUCUUACUCCCACCAUCUACCAGCAGCGAACUAGCCUGUCAGACAGCAGCAUCGGCAUCCGACGCAGCAACAUGUCAGAAACCUCGAUACACCGCCAACAAACCAGCCUUGUGGAACAGACAAACUGCCAGCACCGCCAACUCAGCAACCUUACGAGAUACACCAGCAAUCUGAGGAAACACCUGGAGCUUCAGAACCCAACACAACAGUCUGUUCCUUAAGGAUGACAUGAUGAUACCUGACUCUGUGCUCAUAAAACUUUUAAACUUAACAGUCUGUUCCUUGAGGAUGAGAUGAUGAAACCUGGCCUGUGCUUUUAAAACUUUUAGACACAAGUCUGUUCCUUGGUGAUAACAAGAUGAAACCUGGCCCUAUGCUUAUAAAACAUUCAAAUGUAACCAUCUGUUCCUUGAUGAUGAAAUGAUAAAACCUGGUCUCAUACUUAUAAAACAUUUAGAGUCUGUACUCAAGUUAUUCAUUGAUGAUGAGAUGAUGCAACUUGCCCUGUGCUUAUAAAAACUUUUAAACUUAACAGUCUGUUCCUUGGGGAUGACAUGAUGAUACCUGACUAUGUUCUUAUAAAGCCUUAGACUUCACAGUCUGUUCCUUGGUGAUGAGAUGAUGAAACCUGGACUGUGCUUAAAAAACGUUUAGACAUAACAGUCUAUUCCUUCAUGACAAGAUGAAACCUGGACCUAUGCUUAUCAAACUUUUAGACUCAAGACUCAACAGUCUGUUCCUUGAUGACAAGAUGAAACCUGGCCUGUGCUUAUAAAACUUUUAGACUUCACAGUCUGUUCCUUGGUGAUGAGAUGAUGAAACCUGACCCCAUACAUAUAAAGGCUGUUGAGUCUAAACUCAUCAGUCUGUUCCUUGGUGAUGAGAUAUGAUUCCCUGCUUAUAAAACUUUUAAACUCAUUUAGACGUAAGACUCAACAGUUUUUUUUCUUGAUUAUGAGAAGAUGAAAUAUGGCCUCGUGCUUAUAAAACUUUUACACUGGAGACUGAAAAGUCCAUUCUUUGAUGAUGAGAUGAAACCUGGGUCCAUGUUUAUAAAACUUUUUAAAGUCUUAACUCAGGACUCUAAUAGUCUGAGACGUUAUGGCAACACCAUACAAACUGUAUGCAUGUGAUGUCAAGAAAAACUUAAGUCUAGACUCUAGUUUUAUAAGCAUGGGCCCAGUCCUGUACUUAUAAAAUCUAGACUCCAGAUUCUAUAAGAGUCUGAGACUUUUAACAUCAUAUUGUAUAUGUGUGAUAUAACUAAGAUUUGAGUUUAGACUAUAAAGCUUUAUAAGCAAGUGCCUAGGAUUAUGUUCAGUGACUAAGGGCAAUUCUAUUGUUAAUAGAUGAUUUGUCUGUUUCCCGAUGUCAUGAAAGUGCAAAAACCAGAGGCCUAAUUCACUGAACUCUCGCAACUUUGCAAUCUCGCAGUGUAAUGCUAAAAGAAUUGCAAAGAGGACGCUUUGUUGUCUAGCAGAGCCUAAGAGAGCUUUGUGAAUUAGGCCCCAGUUUAGCAAGCUUUUUUUCGAUUAAGUGUAGAUGAGGCAUCAAUAUAUUGUUAUAGUUGAUCUGGUGAUUAACACAUUCAUGACAUAAGGGUUAUUAAUUUAGUUCUUAACAGAAGCAAGAUUUCUUUACCUCCCAAAGGUUUGAAACUCAUAUUGUGGAGUGGGAAUAUAUCUCGUCUUAAAUUUCAAAAUGGAAACAAAUAGAAAGUAAGGAGCGGUUCCAGAAAACAAAAAAUGUAUUCCUAUUAUUAAUAUCAACAAGGUAGCAUGGGAGGACAUAAGCAUUGAUUAGGUUAUGUGUUGAUCUCGCAUUCACUCAUAAUUGCCAUAGCAGUACGUAUAUAUACAUUCUAUAAUGAUUUCUUGACCAGCACUAGACUGGUAAACAUGUUUUACAAACCACAAAAACAGUAGGAUAAACACUGGGCUCCUGAUUUUGUGCUGAUCUCACUUGCACUCUGAUAGUGACAUUUUGUAAUGAUCUUAUUUAGGAUACAAUCUCUCCAAAAGGAUUUAACAGGAUACAAUCUCUCCAAAAGGAUUUAACAUGCAGACUGUUUUUCUCUAAAAAUUAAAUGUGAAAAUAUUUUCUUAUACACACACAUGAGACAUCACCCGUUGUAUACGAUUUUUGUCUCCAUCAUAUGUUGGAGAUCAGUUUUGAGACUUGUGAUUGGUUGCUCUACGGUGAUGACAAUGUCACCACAGCCAUGUCAUCCAAUAAAAUAAGCACAACCAAAGUUGAUUGCUCUGUGACAUAUAAGUUAACCUGAAACCGAUUGUUCUGUGAUGCAUGUUAACUGCAAGUAAGUAAGUAUCAACCUCGUUUUUGAGAAUACGAAAGAAACAGAAUACUACAUUUGCUUUCACUUGUGCGAUACAUUUUUAAUGGAUGUUUUACCCUCUACCACAACUUUUAUACAUGUUAAUACCACCACCAUCCUCUUUCCUUGUAUCAGUAAGUGCAUAUACAUCAAUCCUCCUGAGAUCGUAAUUAGAAGCUGGUAUUGUGGGCAUUUUACACCAUGAAAUCUAAGACAGAAGAAUAACGGAAUUUAAGUUUAUGCAUACAAACGUCUUUUUUCAGUAGAUUCAGUAGGCAUGGUUAUGCAACGUGUGUGCAUUUUUGUGAGUGUAUGUACUGUCAGCAAAACCCCCUCCCCUCAUGUAUAUUGUUUAAAUUCCCCUCCCCUACUGGGUGUGCAUACUUUGUGGAAUUAUUUGUAUUGGGCAAUAUGGAUGUGAAUUGUGGUGCUUGUCGGAGAAAUAUUUAUUUGUGUGUAGGCGUGUUUGACUGUGUGUGCAUGCAUGUGUGUAUGAAUGUGUUUAUAUAUAUACAUAUAUAUCCAUCCACUUAUACAAAGGAAUGUUGAUGCGUGUGCCUGAGCAUAGUCUUUAUUACUCAGCUUACAAGAAAUUGUUUACUAAAAUAUUUACAAGUUUGUGAUCUCGGUUACUUGUGAUCGUUUUACUUAAAUAUUGCUGAACCAUGUAGUGCCUGUUUUGUAAGUUUCCUGUGCCUAUAUUCCAUAUGAACUGAUAGUUGCCGUAAUUUUGCCCCUUCUAAGAACACAUUUUAAUUCUUUUCCUAGUGCUUUCUGUCCAGAUUUUCUAGUGCCUUUUUGCUUGAACCAAGUCUUCUGGUGCCCGUUUUCCGUUUGAACUGAAUGCAUCACCAAUUCUGGUGCCUGAUAUAUACUCUUAAAAAAAAGUAGGGGAACCUGAAAUAUUAAUGUUAAUAUCAACUAUUAAACCGAACAUACGUUUUGACCAUAGAUAUCCUAGUAAAGAACGUUCAGGUCUGUUUAUCAACACACCGAAACACAUUCCAUAGUUUGCACUUGCAUCACGCAGUUGCUCCGUACAAGUGCGUGGGGGGCGUCAUUCUUGAUUUUGACAAUUUCCAGGAAGGUCCAUUAAUCACUGUGGAACAUUAUUUCUGUCAAUCUUUUUCAUUCUGUUGAUCAUACAGUUGUUAUUGUUUUGUUUUUAGUCAUUUUUAU
Molecule: messenger RNA, 6756 nt
Organism: Gigantopelta aegis
Lineage: Eukaryota; Metazoa; Mollusca; Gastropoda; Neomphalida; Peltospiridae
Exons: 18
Coding region: 188-3463 (1091 amino acids)
Source: RefSeq, a predicted model, not a curated record